AUGGAACCGCCAAAUGCAAGCACUUCUCAUUGUGCGGUGGAGAUAGCCACCAUGGAGACGGAGGUGCUAAGGGUGGCGCCACCACCUCGCCGGAGCACCCUUCAUAAAAUCAAGACAAGAUUCAAAGAAACCUUGUUUCCCGACGACCCUCUCCGGCAAUUUAAAGGACAGUCAUCCAAAACAAAAUUUAUACUUGGAGCUCAGUAUAUUUUCCCUAUACUACAGUGGGGUCCUAAAUAUAAUCUCAAAUUACUCAAAUCUGAUAUUGUUUCUGGCCUCACUAUUGCCAGUCUAGCCAUUCCUCAGGGUAUUAGUUAUGCAAAGCUAGCUAAUUUGCCUCCAAUUGUUGGUCUUUAUUCAAGUUUUGUGCCACCCCUUGUAUAUGCUGUUCUUGGAAGCUCAAGGGAUCUUGCAGUCGGUCCAGUUUCCAUUGCUUCUUUGAUUAUGGGAUCAAUGCUAAGACAAGAAGUUUCACCAGGGAAAGACCCUAUCUUGUUUCUUCAACUGGCAUUUUCUUCAACAUUUUUUGCUGGUCUUUUUCAAGCUUCUCUGGGAUUUUUAAGGCUUGGAUUUAUUAUUGAUUUCCUUUCAAAAGCUACACUCGUUGGAUUCAUGGCUGGCGCUGCUAUUAUUGUUUCUCUUCAGCAACUUAAGAGUCUUCUUGGCAUAAAAAAUUUCACCAAACAAAUGGGUUUGGUUCCUGUUCUCAGUUCAGUUUUCCAUCGUACAAAUGAGUGGUCAUGGCAAACUAUACUAAUGGGGUUUUGCUUCCUCAUGUUCCUUCUUUCGACCAGACACAUCAGCAUCAAAAAGCCAAAGCUGUUUUGGGUGUCAGCAGGAGCCCCUCUACUUUCAGUCGUUCUCUCCACUCUUCUAGUUUUUGCAUUCAAAGCUCAGAAUCAUGGCAUCAGUGUAAUUGGAAAACUACAAGAAGGAUUAAAUCCUCCUUCAUGGAACAUGUUACAUUUUCAUGGAAGCCACUUGGGACUAGUAAUGAAAACUGGCCUUAUCACUGGCAUUAUUUCACUCACUGAAGGAAUUGCGGUGGGGAGGACUUUUGCUGCUCUGAAAAACUACCAAGUAGAUGGAAACAAGGAAAUGAUUGCAAUUGGACUCAUGAAUAUAGUCGGCUCAUCCACUUCUUGCUAUGUUACAACUGGUGCUUUCUCAAGAUCAGCUGUGAACCACAAUGCAGGGUGCAAAACUGCAGUCUCUAACAUAAUAAUGUCAGUAACAGUAAUGGUGACACUCCUCUUCCUCAUGCCACUCUUCCAGUACACCCCAAAUGUGGUGUUAGGAGCCAUCAUUAUCACUGCUGUUAUUGGCCUAAUUGAUAUUCCAGCAGCCUAUCAGAUUUGGAAAAUCGACAAAUUUGACUUCUUAGUGUUGCUAAGUGCAUUCUUGGGGGUCAUUUUAAUCUCCGUCCAAGAAGGCCUUGCGAUCGCUGUAGGUAUAUCCAUUUUUAAGGUGCUCCUACAAAUAACAAGGCCGAAAGCUGUAAUGUUGGGAAAUAUACCAGGAACGAAUAUUUUUCGGGAUCUUGACCAUUACCAAGAAGCUCUUAGAGUUCCGGGCUUCCUCAUUUUAAGCAUUGAAGCUCCAAUUAACUUCGCUAAUACAACUUAUCUCAAGGAAAGGAUUUCAAGAUGGAUAGAAGAGAAUGAAGUAGAGGAUGAAAAUGGCAAAAAACAGUCCAUGAUCAAGUUCGUCAUACUCGAUUUGUCAGCUGUGAGUGCAAUUGAUACAAAUGGAGUCUCAUUCUUCAAAGAUUUGAGGAUGGCACUGGAGAAGAAGGGUCUAGAGCUUGUAUUGGUGAAUCCACUUAGUGAGGUGAUUGAAAAGUUGCUAAGGGCAGAUGACUUCAGAGAAUUUGCAAAACCUGAUUGUAUGUUCUUGACAGUGGAAGAAGCUGUAGCUGCUCACUAUUCAACAAUCAAGAACCAACCAUCCAACCAUUCAAAACUCUUUACCAUUUCUCUGUAUGCUCACCAUGGGGAAGAGGACCAAAACGAUGAUGCAUCAAACUGCAAGAAGUACAGCGUUCUACUGUACGACGCCGCGUGGGUUCCACUCGCAGCUGCUUCCACCUUCAAGUCCGGAUCCGAAUCAGCACUGGGGACACCAGAACCUGCAUCUUCCCCCGUCUCGAAUUACAAUAUCGUCCUAGUCGGAGGUUUUCCCCCGGGCUGGGAAAGAUCCAAGGGACGGAAGGCUCUUGUAAACAAUCUUGCUGCACAUGCUGUGAAUGGAGAUCAGCCAGCAAAGGAUGAGAUAUCAAGUGUCUCGUUUAAUCAAGACCUUUAUAAGCAAUUCCUGGCAUUUUCUAGAACUCAACAAACAUCCCUUCAGUCAUCUAACUCAGCAAUUCUACCAGAUACUAUCAUUACUAUAGGUCAAAAGUCAAAACUCUUUACCAUUUCUCUGCAUGCUCACCAUGGGGAAGAGGACCAAAACGACGACGCAUCAAACUGCAAGAAGUACGGCGUUCUACUGUACGGCGCCGCGUGGGUUCCACUCGCAGCUGCUUCCACCUUCAAGUCCGGAUCCAAAUCAGCACCGGCGACACCAGAACCUGCAUCUUCCUCUGUCUCGAAUUACAAUAUCGUCCUAGUCGGAGGUGGUGGAAAAGGCCGCAGUUGA
Messenger RNA from Fraxinus pennsylvanica, 2640 nucleotides. Lineage: Eukaryota; Viridiplantae; Streptophyta; Magnoliopsida; Lamiales; Oleaceae. The record is from the annotation of a GenBank genome assembly.